Molecule: messenger RNA, 8850 nt
Organism: Esox lucius (northern pike)
Lineage: Eukaryota; Metazoa; Chordata; Actinopteri; Esociformes; Esocidae
Gene: pwwp2a
Product: PWWP domain containing 2A
Exons: 2
Coding region: 176-3253 (1025 amino acids)
Cellular component (GO): nucleus
Molecular function (GO): histone binding; chromatin binding
Source: RefSeq, a predicted model, not a curated record
GCCAAUUACAAAAAGGUUUCCAAGGGUUUCUGUUGAGUGACGUGGAAAUUGACCACUGAACUACAACUUUGUAGUUCACUGGCCUAUCAUAAGUGUUCUAUACUUUCAAGUGGGCGGGCUUUAGAACUAUCACUGGGAGAGGACCUCCUGGCCGCAGAAGCAAAGCGGAAAGAAAAUGGCGGCCGUGGCUGCGGAGCCAGGAGCUGCUACGGCAUCAACAACAACAACGGGGGACGGUGGUGAGCUCGAACCGGCGCCAGCUGUGCCGGGGGCCAAACUCGACUCCAGUGCAACGCAGGAUUACGCACCAGUAAUGGACCUUGUUCCCCAAAGCAAUGAUGGGGAUGCAGUUCAGGAAUGCAGCCAGGUCCAAAUGGAGCUAGUGAGCAGGCCAGACCUAGAAGCCGCGGGAAAAGCCCUCGCUGCUAGUUCAGAGGAUGAACACAUUCAGACGAGCUGUCUCGGGGUCGGCGUAGAAAAUGCCGAGAACCAUGCUCUCGAGGGCUGUGGUUCGAAACACACCACUAUGUCGAGGGCGGAACGUUUGAGACAGUUUUUUUCGCCGAAUGUUGAACCUGCAAAUGAGGUCAGUAAGCACGAGCCCUACGCCUGCCUUCAGAAUAGCUCCAUCUCCGAUACACAGCCAUCUGUGGUGUUUUUGCAUUCGUUCCCUGCGCAUCCCGUGGCUACGGAGGCUGGCCUGUCGAUAGCAGAACCGGCAGAGCCCAUGAUCGAUUACUGUCAGAACCCAGAAUUAACCCAACCUACUAAUGUCGCGUCUGAUUAUAGAGCUUUAAUUAAAACGACUCACGAGGCUGAACUGGAGUCCGAACCUGCGGAUGAUGUUCCCCCUGGUUCCGAGUACAAGGAGGAGUCGUCUGAAGAUGCUUCACUAGAACGUUCCGAGUACACAGAACAAGUCGACUCUAUACCAGUGCUAGAAAGGGAAACGGUCCUUGGAACACCCAUGGAGACUGGAUACAUUUGUGACUUUUCGAGCAUCACAGACCAGAACUCUCCGAGUCCCGAGCUUCCUGUAAUAUCAUUGGACCAGGUUCCCUCCGCAGAACUCGGUGACUCGCGCUCACCACAGAGGAGGUUAGAAAUGAAGUUCAAUAAGAGCGAUCAAGUAUCGAAACCCCCUCCCCCUUUGGCUGGUGGUGAAACUGAGGAGGUACAGUCCGAGAGUGUGGACAACCUGAUACCCGGGUCUGAGGUUCGAGUAUCUCUGGAUCACAUCAUCGACGACGCACUGGUGGUGUCUUUCCGGUUAGGCGAGAAGAUCUUCUCAGGGGUUCUGAUGGACCUCUCUAAAAGGUUUGGACCCUAUGGAAUUCCAAUCACUGUGUUCCCCAAGAGAGAAUACAAGGAUAAACCUGAAUCUAUGCAGCUGAUGGCAGAACCACUCCAGCAAGAUCCUGAGAAGGUGGAACAGCCAGUCCAGGAAAACCCAGACUGCCCAAUUGUCACAGCGGCCGAACCAAACACCGACCCCCAGCCCGAGAUUAACCAGUGGACUUCAAAACCUCCCCCGCUGUUUCAGGAGGGAGCGCCAUACCCUCCGCCUUUAUUCAUCAGGGACACCUACAACCAGUCACUACCUCAGCCGCCCCCACGCAAAAUCAAGCGGCCGAAGCGCAGGCUGUACCGCGAGGAGCCCACCUCCAUCAUGAAUGCCAUCAAGUUGCGGCCGCGGCAGGUGCUCUGCGACAAGUGCAAGGGCGCGGUCGCCACCGUCGACAAGAGGGAGCCGCGCAGAGGCCCGCUGUCGGACUCCCGGGGCGACGACGCCAGGCGACGACGCAACGACGGCUCCGCGCCUGUCAGCAAGCGUCCACGCAAUGAGCCUCGCUCCGAGGAGAAGGGGCGGGGCUCCGCAGAGGCGUCCAAGCGGCAGGCUUCGGGGAUACGCCAGGUGUCCUCUUCCUCCCUGGCGGGUCAGGUGAAGGGCGGGGCCGGAGCGAACAGGGUUCUGAGGGCGUCGUCCGCCGCCGCAGCUUCGUCGUCGUCAUCGUCGCCGUCGUCGUUGCCGUCCAACAGCAACCCCCGAGUCCAGCUCGGCGCCAAGAAAGUGCUGCAGAGCAAGAGCGUGGAUCACUCCAAGGCCCGGGAGGUGCUGAAAAUGGCCAAGGCCCAGAAGAGGCAGAGGGAAACUACGGUGGUCUCUGGCAACGCCAAGACAAUGACGAGGGCCGCCGCGCUGCAGGAAGCUCACGCCCACCAGAAGGUCCACUUCACCCGGCGCCUGCAGCAGAUCAGCGGGGUGGGACCGAGCAGCGCCCCCCCUCUCCCGCCCAGGAUGCGCAUCAAGCCCCAAAGGUACCGUAAUGAAGAUAACGACUCUUCUACAUGUAAGCCGCCUUGGCUCGAAAAAGUGCCGGGAAGUGGCCGUUUGUCCCCUCCAAAGCCAGGCGCGCCCCGCUGCAACUCCACGCGCUCCUCCUCCUCCUCCUCCUGCUCCACAGGCGAGGCCACUACUGCAGAAACCCAGGGCCCAGAUAACGGGCCAGAACCUGAGCUCAGUCCUCAGACCCAAUCCCAGCCCCAAGUGGAGCCCCCUACGGCCACGGAGCACAGCGACCCCAAGGCGGAGCCAGAGGAGCAGGGGGGGCAGGAGGAGAGGCGGGAGACGCGCGGCAGCAAGGCUGGCAACCUUGUGGUUUACAUGACCCUUGACCCGAGCCAGCCCGACUCCUCUAAUACCUCCAUGUGCAGCGUUGAUAGUGCAGACGACUUAAAGUCCUCAAACUCAGAGUGUAGCUCCACCGAAACCUUUGACUUUCCCCCUCCCGGUGAUUUGCACUCGCCCCCCACUGCCCCGGGCACGUCAUCGGCGGUUGCCGACCCCUCGCCUGCCCCCGCAGAAGAGAAAAAGCCCCGUAAAUCUCAGAAAGUAUUUUCCAAAAAUGUGUCCAAGUGUGUCUCUCUGGACGGCAGGACCAUUUGUGUAGGGGACAUUGUUUGGGCCAAAAUAUACGGUUUUCCCUGGUGGCCGGCCCGCGUCUUAGGCAUCCAGAUCAGCCGCAAAGAUAACGGGCUCUUAGUCAGGCAAGAGGCCCGUGUUGCCUGGUUUGGUUCACCCACCACCUCCUUCCUGGCACUUGCGCAGGUUGCCCCCUUUCUAGAAAGCUUCCAGUCACGCUUCGACAAGAAGAGAAAGGGCUUGUAUCGUAAAGCCAUCACAGAGGCAGCCAAGGCUGCCAAGCAGCUCACACCUGAGGUUCGCGCAUUGCUAACGCAAUUCGAGACGUGAGGUGGUGUGCUUUGGGGGCAAAGGAAAGGUAGGCAGAAAACGGUGUCCGCUUUCACCCCCCGCACCCCUCCCUGCUAGUCACCUGCCGAGCCCCCCCCGCCUUCCAGGGAGAAAGAAACAAAAUAUUUCAGGCCAAACAACCAGGACUGUUUUUGUCUAAACUUGAAAUGGGACUGAACGGGUUGGGGUUAUGAGCUGCGUAUAUAAAGAUGACAGUGUUUUUGUUUUUUUGUUUUUUCCCUUCCAAAUUUCACUGAAUUAUCCAACCUGGUGAAAAUCUGGACAUUUUAUAUUUUAGACAUUUUUAUCAACAGGUUGGUGAUUGGAUUGUUGUCCUUCUUAAAUGGAAGCCUUUUCACUCUGCAAAAAAGGUUUGCAGAGGGAACUCGAUUCAUUGAGUUCAGCUAAAUUGCUAAAAUCUGAGACAAAAAGUGUGUUUCUUUCAGUCUAUGCAACAACAGCUACAACAAAAAGAAACGGUCAGAUACUGUCAAUGGAAAGAUGCACGAUCUGAGCAGGUGUACAUAUUAUGUGUCCCUCCUGGUGGAUGACAUGCUGUAGCUGUGAUGUGACCAAGUGGACGGACCCUGGUGGAUCUGAAGAGGGCGGGCGCGUAGGGUCUGAGGUACCUGCUGUACCUCACUCAGAGCUGCCUGGCUGUGGGCGCAGGCGGGCCGCCGGCCCGGUAAUCUCUUGGUCAUGUGUGGCACAAUGCCAGCCAGGGCUUUCCAGACAGUUGAGCCGGGGCUUGUGAGGAGGUGCCUGUAAGCCAAAGUCACCUCAAGUGCCGCUCCUUGUCCUCUGAAAGCAGAAAUGGCUGGGAGGGUGCUACAUUGGCUGCCUUUUGGGUUCUCCUCACUCCCCCCCCCCCCCAGUUGGUUCUCCGACUGUGUCCUGUAGCGUUGACGCCUGAUGCUCUGCAGUGUUACCCGAGGCUGCUCCACGACUCCGAUCUUCCUAUCUAGCUUAGCUCCUUGGUUUUUUGCAUGCUGUUAUACAUAGAAUGUUGCCCAAUCGGCCCAUUGUUUUUUUUAAAUUUUAUUUUAUUGUCUUCACUGGGGUGGUGGGAGAGGGGGGGGGGGGGCAUUUCAAACAAAUAUUUUAGCUGAAAAGAAGUUAAUGGCUCGCCAUUACGACGAGAUUGAGUAGACUGACGAUGGCAUUGACGUGAUGGAUUUGGUCUCUCCUCAGAGGGCUUGUUUACAUUACGAGAGAGAAUAAAACACAAGAUAAACUUGGUUUGCGUAAUCAUUUCCAUAGCGUUUGAAUUCAAACUGAACUGGCAUGUUUGAGGCGUACCGUGCAGGAUUGUGGCCAUCCGUUGGUGGGAAAAUCAAGCAAUAUGUGUGCGCACAGACAGAAUUGUCUUCACACUUGCAAAUCUUCAGAGGGGCUCUAUUGAAAAUGUGGCACCAGUUACCUCAGAAGGUGGUCUGUCGAUAUCUGCAAGUUUACACGACAAAAUAAUCUGUUGUCUCAAGUCUUCUUCGAUAUGGGAAUGUAGCGUAAUGUAAACAAGCCCAUAGACGUGUGCUAUGGCAGUGACAACUUACAGGGAAUGAUAUUUUUUUGCUCAGUUAUUUUAUUGUACUAUGGCUUCGCCACGUCUUUUUGAAUUGCUUCGUAGUCCAGUGAUUUAUCUGGUUUCUCGAGUGUUCAGCUGUUACGCCACACUUUGAGUUUGGGGGAAUGUGUCUUUAUUUGGUGUGUCUGAACUUUAUCUUCUAUCAAUUCACUGCUACGCUAAUCUGACAUGACUGUGAAUUUUGAUUUUAUAUAUUAUGUACAGUACAAUCUGGAUCAAAAUUAUUUUUUUGGUCAAAUUUUAAAUAAUGGAAUUUAAGGAUGUUGUUUUGUUUAGAUGGUGGGGUUGGGGGGGGGGUGACAGACGUUACCUCUGCUGUUUUGUAAUCAUGGUUCACUUCAGAUUCGAGGAUUUCAAAAGUAAUGGGUGAAUUUCAGUCCAUGGUCCUAUCUGCCUGUCCACUCGAUGUCCAUGCAUUGUGGGACAACGGGUAAGACUUACAACCGCCUUAAGUUUGUCCUUCGGGCCCUGACGGGUGAUGAUUAGAGACCUAUUGCUUGGUAGAGCACACUGACCUGACCAUUAUUACAAGCAGAAAGUGUAUGGCGGUUGGCCCUUUUUUAUUUCUGACUUUAUUUUAGACUUUUAUCAUCUGUUUGCAGAUCAGAGAAUGCUGUAUAGGCGACAAACCCCUUGAAAAACUAACAGUUGGAAGAACACUUGUGUAAAUGUUUUCUGAUGUUUUAAAAAGUAUAUAAAUAAAAUGUCAACUACAAGAAUCUUACCUAGUUGUCUUCAUUUUAGUGCUACUGCCUCCAUUGACACUUACAAACCCAUUGCCAUUAAUACGCCUUCAGUUUUGCCUUGAAUCGCUGGAUCGUAGACGUUGACGGUCAUAUGGAAUUUUAGAAACAUCCUACUGUCUCUCCCGUCCAAAAUUGUGGCAUUUUAAAUUGACAAUGACUAUGCCUUUUAAACUCAGGCUUGUGGUCUUUUUAAAAACACCUACCAUUUUCUUCAAAAUGCUUGUGGGGCUUUUCUAAAAUGGCAGACUUAUAAAAUAAAUACGUGUUUGGCAGUCAAGCCCAUCUGCCGUGAAGUCAUUGGCACAUGAACGGCUACGGUAGGAAAUUACAAAAUGUCAGCGGAAACAUUCGGGAGCAAAUAUCCUUUGUGUUAUACUGAUUUUCUUACCUGCAAACAGAUGGACUGUAGGUUAUACAGGUCAUUUAUUUCAUUGGUCGAUGUCAGAGAGCCGUUGUUAAAGACUGAUGUCGCUGCGUCAAAGGAAAUGUAACUAACUGGCUCCCUGGCAUUUAAAGGCCUGGCAUAAUCAAAUUAGAUUUACAGCCCCCCCCCCCCCCCUGAUAUUUCCACACUACAGUUGGGAUUACACACUGAAAUUAUGAAAACUAAGAAUAAACUGCUGGGAUUUCAGACAGGCUGGGUUAGAAGGUACUUUGGCCAAAUGUGCAACUUUGAUUUGAUUAUGAUGGACCAAUGGCUGUCGUUCUUUCAACCAAUCAGGACUGUUUAUUUAAAUAUCAAAUCCAAUUUAUUUUAUGGAGCCCUUUUUACAUCAGCAGUUGUUACAAAGUGCUUUUACAGACAUCCAGCCCAGAAACAAUAUUGUCACGUCUUAGGAUAUUAUUUCUAACGCUUUCUGCGAUCGUACUGAGCAUUUCAAGAGCAAAAGUAAUUUCUGGGAAGAACAUAUUUUGAAGAUUUAUUUUGUAGUUAUAUUUGAAAAAAAAACAUGUUAAUGUGGUAGAAAAGAUUGAUUUAAAAAAAAAAAAAAGUGCUCCAAGGAGUCUUCGAUUAUUUGGUUAUACAAUAAAUGGAACUGCAAAAUAUUUUUUUGUUAGCCAUACAAGACAGCGUAGAUGAUAAUUUUUAUUAUCAAAAAACAAAAGACACCGUACAUCAUCUUUCUAAAGAGCGGCUUACACAUCACCCAAAUGCCACUAACUGACCCACACAGGAGCCAUGUAAGGUCACCUGGCUUCAAUCUCAAGGAAACAUUUGAAUAUUACGUUCGACUGGCAUACAUGCGAAUUCUUGAAACGUUACCACAUAUCACAAUUGUUGUUUUUCAAUGCCAGUCUUGGUUUGCCACCAUCGCGCAAAUGCUUGCUGGGCUGAGAUAACAUGCAGCACAACCACUCCAGUAGAUGUUCCUCACCAAGGCACAGUAUAUCUACCUCAGGAGGGUUCUCAGUUCCAGAAGUGCUAACGGCUAACCCUAACCCUUGGAGGGGGAGGUUAAUUCUUCAUUUCACUCAGUCACUGGAGUCUUAAAAACCUCAUGUUGUUGGCUAACUGGUGUGCAGUGACCUAUAUUCCUUACUGUGGGAACACUUCAGUAUUUGGCGCAUUUCCUGUCACAUAACAUAGGGGCCCUCAUGCUUUUUAAUUUCAGUGCUUGGACAGAAAACGGCCUUGCACUGAAACCGCUGAAUCUGCUUCUGUGAGGCCAAAUACAGAAAGAACGUGGCGUCUCAUUUGGAUGAAAAGAUCCCUGAUGUGUCCAUCUCUCUCUCUUCUCUUCCAGUGCUACAACCCUGAAGGGCUUCUGAUUGGUCCUUUUCCUAACACUGCCAUUGGUUGAGAGACUGUCAGACGGAAGGACGUGUCCAGAACUGGAGACACACACAUCAUGGACAUAAUUAUUUUUAUUUAAGUAUUGGAAGGAACAUUUCUAUAUUUAUAAUGAAUAGCAGACCUACUCCACCUCCGGGCCUAUCCAUCAUGCUGAGCAAAUACCAUUUGAUUUGUUUUUGAGCUGGCGUUCCACUUCUGCAAGCAUGUGACCUUUGUUUGAGCGAGGACAUCUGCAAUGUAGACAAGCACACGGAGGCUCCUCUGACCGUUAUUGAUAUCUGUUACGUCUAUAUACAUGUUGUGACAGGACACAGGAUUUUGCAGGGUUUUAUAGUACAUUGAUCAGUGAUCUUGAAAUGCAAAGACGAAAAGAAUAAAAACAAUACUAUGUAAAAAAAUAAACAUAUAAUUUUUUUUUUUGAAAUGCAAUAAAGAUUGCAUGUGCUAUGCUAAACAGUACAGUGGCAGAAGGCUGGGCUUUGUUGUGUUGAAUCUGUUGGAAAAACAAAUCCUGUUUGCCCCAACCUCAGCUCCUGUUAAACCGCAGUUAGCCACCCCGGUUGUUCUCCAAUCUCUCCUCUGGGAAUCCCAGCUCUUUUAUUUUAAUUUGAUCUAAACCAGAGCCGGUGCACCUGUUUCCAGUAAUCAUAAGGACCUUGAGUAGGUGAACUGGUUCAGAACUACAACAGCAUCAUUAACAUCUGGUGUUCUCAGAAGGAGAGCCAGGAGAACCAAACUACCUGCUGAACUUUAAGCAGCCUUAAAGAACAGCGGGUUAGCUGAACACCUCCAAACCUCUAGACUGUUCCUGGGGACUGGAGAGUUGGAGUGUUUCAGGAGUGUAACCUACAGUUGACGGGCAUAUACAGGAAAACGAAAAAAAAAAUCACGCUCCCCGCUGAGUCACGCACCCUCGACUGAUUUCCCCCGUGCUCUCUUGUCCGUCACACAUCUCUUUUUGAUGACAUAUGAAAUUAAAUGGGAGAAAAAAAAACUGAAUACAUGUCAUUAUUUGCCAGCUGUCUCUCCUCAGCUGCUCUCUGAGGGGGCAAAUAAACCCACAUGCAUAACAGUACACUCUUCCUCUGACAGCCCCCCUGUGUCGUCAGGGGCUGGGCCGAGAGGUCCAAAAGGGAAAUAACAGGCAGCCGGGCAGAAUCGGCUGAAGUGAGCCACAGGGACUGAAUCAGCUGUAGCUCAUUUUGCCGUCUUGUGUACAUAUGCGUUUCAGAACAAUCAAAUACUUUCUUGACUACACAUACGAGACUCGGGGUUGUGGGAAAUCCUGUUUUGUUAUGACUGUAUCUCUGAAAAUCAGUAAAUCUGCUUUUUGCCUUUGUACUUGGUUUGUAUUUUAUUGUUGUUGUACUGUACCUUGCCACCUGCAUAUCCUCUUGAGUAUUUAAACAAACUGAAUACCUACGCAAAGUAUAUCAUCUUUUUAACAUAAUUAAAGUUAACUGCCCACUGA